AUGUAUCGGAAGUUGUCUAAGUUAGAACACUCGGAAAUAAAACAACUUCUUACAGAAGCUAACAUAGAUGUUGCAAAACAUUACGCGACAAACAAAAAAGCACUCGCUGACUUCAUUAAAGACUACAAUGGUGAAAUAACUUAUGAUAGAAUUCAUGAGUUCAUAAAUGCAAGAGCAUUUCCUUUAAAUGACGUUGCUAUUGACUUAUAUCAUAGACGUUCAAUACCUCAUGAAGUAAGAAGAGAAAUGUUUGACAUAACAAAUGCAAACGUUGGUCAUACUCGUAAAGCUCUUUCGCAUGACGUUCGUCAAGAGAUGUUUGACAUAACAAAUGCAAACGUUGGUGAAACAAGAAGAAGAGACGACACACUGAAACAACAGAGAAGAGAGAUGUUUAAAAGUGCUAUAGAACAAGUUCGCAAAGCUAACGAUGUCAUUCGUUCCAUUGACGACAAACCAAAAGAAGGUGAGAGAUGGUUAAAGAAAGAUGAAGAGAAUAGGAAGAGAAAUGUGAAGUCAGGCAAUAGACUCAUUGACUUUAACAUCGAAGCUUUAGAUGAACCAAACAGAGACUAUUUACACAAACAUUUCGGUAAGGUUUUCAUGAGACUCUUAGAGAAGAUUAAAAUAAACUCCCAACAAAGAUGGAUGGUAUGUUAUAAACUUGGUGGAAAGUAUGAAUGUUCUACGUUAAACCUCAAUAAUAUUGGAACAUUACUACAUCAGCUCUUGAAGGAGAACUUUAUAUCAGAGAUAGAAGCAAAUGCUGCAGGUAUUGUUGAAAUGCACUAU
Molecule: messenger RNA, 792 nt
Organism: Trichomonas vaginalis G3
Lineage: Eukaryota; Parabasalia; Trichomonadida; Trichomonadidae
Product: organellar and viral DNA polymerase type B
Exons: 1
Source: RefSeq, a predicted model, not a curated record